CCUCCCCGCACUGCCGCGCCCUCACCCACCCCCACUCCCCUGGACUCACCUGGUCCACGCGCACUCUACACCUGUACACCCGGCUGCAGGCUAACAGCACAGAGGCUUGGUUGUGACAAGCGGUGCCGGCUACUCUGCUCACAGAGAGAGACAAAGAUGUCCAACACGGCGCACAUCUCCAAGGAGGAGCUACUGGAGAUCAGGGAGGCCUUCGACAAGAUCGAUGUUAACAACAGCGGAUACGUGCAGGACUUCGAGCUGCAGGAUCUGUUCCGCGAAGCCAACCUGCCCAUGCCGGGCUUCCGCGUGCGCGAGAUCGUGCAGAAGCUCAUGGUCGUGAGCGACACGGAUCAGGAUGGGCGCAUCAGCUUCGACGAGUUCAUCUCGGUUUACCAUGAGCUGAAGAGCACGGAGAUCGGCAAGACGUUCAGGAAGACGAUCAGCAAGAAGGAUGGGAUCCUGGCCAUUGGUGGAACCUCCAACAUCUCCAGCGAAGGGACCCAGCACUCAUAUUCGGUGGAGGAGCGCGUGGCGUUCGCCGGCUGGGUCAACAAGGCGCUGGAGCCUGACCCUGACUGCAAGCACGUGCUGCCGGUCAACCCCGACAACGAGUCGCUCUUCAGGUCCUUGGGGGACGGCAUCAUCCUCUGCAAAAUGAUCAACAUUUCCAGUCCAGACACCAUCGACGAGCGAGCCAUCAACAAGAAGAAGCUCACCGCUUUCACCAUCCAGGAGAACCUGAACCUGGCCCUCAACUCGGCGUCGGCCAUCGGCUGCCAGGUGGUGAACAUCGGCGCCGGGGACAUCCGCGAGGGCAAGCCGCACCUGGCGCUAGGCCUGCUGUGGCAGAUCAUCAAGAUCGGCCUCUUCGCCGACAUCGAGCUCACGCGCAACGAGGCCCUGGUGGCCCUGCUGAUGGACGGCGAGAGUCUGGAGGAGCUGAUGAAGCUCUCGCCAGAGGAGCUGCUCCUCCGCUGGGUCAACUACCACCUGGAUAACGCCGGCUGGCAGAAGAUCAACAACUUCACGACCGACAUCCAGGACUCGAGGGCGUACUUCCACCUCAUCAACCAGAUCGCGCCCAAGGGCGACGUGGCGGGAGAGGAGAAGAUCGACAUCGACAUGGCCGGCUUCACCGAGCAAGACGAGACAAAGCGCGCCGAGCAGAUGCUGCAGCAGGCCGAGCGGCUGGACUGCCGGCAGUUCGUGACGCCCACCGACGUGGUGCGGGGCAACUACAAGCUCAACCUGGCCUUUGUGGCGAACCUCUUCAGCAAGCACCCGGCGCUCAGCCGGCCCGAAAGUGGCAUCGACUGGAGCCAGCUCGAAGACGGAUGUGGUGACGGCGAUGGUGGUGAUGGUGGUGAUGAUGGUGAUGAUGAUGGUGAUGAAACGAAAAAUCCCGGGUCUCGGGCUCGUUCCCGGGGAAGUGGGAUCCUUGCUGGGAUCCGAGGCGAGACGAGGGAGGAGCGGCAGUUCCGCAACUGGAUGAACUCCCUCGGGGUCAUUCCCUUCGUCAACCACCUGUACAGUGACCUCACGGACGCGCAGGUCAUCUUCCAGCUGUACGAGAGGAUCCAGGCGAAGGUGAACUGGGACAAGGUGAACAAGGCGCCGUACGCUAAGCUUAGUGCUCACAUGAAGAAGCUUGAGAACUGCAACUACGCGGUGAUGUUGGGCAAGGAUUCAGGCUUCUCCCUGGUUGGCAUCGCGGGGCAGGACCUGUACGAAGGCAACCCCACCCUCACCCUGGCGCUCGUGUGGCAGAUCAUGAGACGGUACACGCUGAUUGUUCUGGAGGACCUGGGUGAUGGGCAGAAGGUGAACGACGAGAUCAUCAUCGGCUGGGUGAACGAGAGCCUGGAGGAGGCCAGGAAGAAGUCUUUCAUCUCCAGCUUCAAGGACACCAGCAUAAGCAGCAGCCAUGCGGUGCUGGACCUCAUCGACGCCAUCCAGCCGGGCUCCAUCAAUUACGACAUCAUCAAGACCGGCUUUCUCGACCUCAAGGAGAAGCAGGACAAUGCCAAGUACGCCAUCUCGAUGGCGAGGAAGAUCGGCGCGCGUGUCUACGCGCUGCCCGACGACCUCGUCGAGGUGAAGCCGCGCAUGGUCAUGACCGUGUUCGCGUGUCUGAUGGGGCGCGGCAUGAAGCGCGUCAAGUGAAGUGGGGUGGCGGGAGGGA
This is a messenger RNA of Petromyzon marinus (sea lamprey), 2182 nucleotides long. RefSeq names its product plastin-3-like. Gene Ontology annotation, cellular component: cytoplasm; actin filament; actin filament bundle. Gene Ontology annotation, molecular function: calcium ion binding; actin filament binding. Gene Ontology annotation, biological process: actin filament bundle assembly; actin filament network formation. The record is from RefSeq and is a predicted model, not a curated record. NCBI's taxonomy places the organism in Eukaryota, Metazoa, Chordata, Hyperoartia, Petromyzontiformes, Petromyzontidae.